AUGAAGAAUUUGGUUGUUCCUUUAUUUCGGAUGUCAGCAGUAACUCCUAAGAGAUAUUUCAUUCUCCAAAUUAAUCAACCCACCAAUUUAUAAACUUAAAGUCUCUUUGAUUAAGGGCAUUUAAUAUUCGCAGCGAAAAAAGAUCAGGGAAUGAUGUAUGUAUUCAACACAAAGGAUGAAGUCAUCCCUUAUGAUUUUGUGACUCAAGUACCUGCUUCAUUUAUCAUAGGACAACUCAAUUAAGGAUUUCAAAAUAGAGGAAAUUGAAUUAAGAACACAGGGAGAAUCGAAAUAACUAUCCCAUUUGUAUAAAUUUAGGUGAAUUCUUGAUUCAUAAAUAUAUAUAUUACGAGUUUGAAGGUUUAUUAUGG
Molecule: messenger RNA, 371 nt
Organism: Paramecium octaurelia
Lineage: Eukaryota; Ciliophora; Oligohymenophorea; Peniculida; Parameciidae
Source: the annotation of a GenBank genome assembly